CAGCUGCACUGAUGAUAUCGAUGAACGUGUCCAGCGGUAAUCACAACCCGCAUAGCACCCACAGUAAGAAGCAUAAGAAGAAAGGCAAGAAACAUCGAAAAGGAUCCGGUGACAACCUCCCCAGUUUGGAUAUUGGGUCCCAGAUUCCCACCGCAGAUGAGUUGUGUCGCAUCCUCACAAUACACAGGCCUGCGACUCCACCAAAAACCUCUCCCACCCCUCCCCUCAACCUCUCCCAGAGGCCCCUGGACCUCCAACCCCCUGCCCCACUCAACCUCUCCCAGAGGCCCCCGGACCUCCAACCCCCUGCCCCACUCAACCUCUCCCAGAGGCCCCCGGACCUCCAACCCCCUGCCCCACUCAACCACUCCCAGAGGCCCCCGGACCUCCAACCCCCUGCCCCACUCAACCACUCCCAGAGGCCCCCGGACCUCCAACCCCCUGUCCCACUCAACCACUCCCAGAGGCCCCCGGACCUCCAAAUCCCUGCCCCACUCAACUUCUCCCAGAGCCCUCCCCAUCUCUUACAUCCUUCCGCUUUAACCACCCAGCCACUUCCUAUACCACUAACUCCCUCCUCUGACACUCUGUCCACCCCCGUACUGUCCUUACCCAUAGCACCCUCAAUAGAGAUCCCUCCAAUUCUGUCCUCUACUCCACCUAAACCACUGACCUCAUCUCAGACCACUUCUCCGCAGGCUCUCAGCCCACCCCCACCUGACUUCACCCCUCCACCAACAGAGCUGCUCGGAUCAGAUGAUGAGGAGCAGGAGGACCCAUCGGAUUACUGCAAAGGUGGGUACUACCCAGUGAAGAUUGGAGACUUGUUCAAUGGCCGAUAUCAUGUAGUCAGAAAGCUUGGUUGGGGUCACUUCUCUACUGUAUGGCUAUGCUGGGACCUGCAGAGGAAGCGCUUUGUGGCACUGAAAGUGGUGAAGAGUGCUCUGCAUUACACAGAGACGGCGCUGGACGAGAUUAAACUGCUCAGAUGUGUGCGAGACAGUGACCCUACAGACCCCAAACGAGAGACCAUUGUACAGCUUAUUGAUGACUUUAAGAUAUCCGGGGUCAAUGGUGUGCAUGUGUGUAUGGUGCUGGAGGUUCUGGGUCACCAGCUGCUGAAGUGGAUCAUCAAGUCCAACUACAUGGGCCUUCCUCUAGUCUGCGUGAAGAGCAUUCUCCGACAGGUUCUGCAGGGCCUGGACUACCUGCACACCAAAUGUAAGAUCAUCCACACCGACAUCAAGCCGGAGAACAUCCUGCUGGAUGUAGAUGAGGUGUACGUCAGACGGCUGGCUGCAGAGGCCACUAUGUGGCAGCAGUCAGGAGCCCCUCCUCCCUCGGGCUCCUCAGAGCGGCAAGGUGACCAAGAACAAGAAGAAGAAGCUGAAGAGGAAGGCCAAGCGGCAGCAGCGUCUGCUGGAGGAGAGACUGGUGGACCUUCAGAAGAUGGAGGAUCUGGACGGGACCUCUCCACCAGACCCUUCCAACCCUCUACGCACCCCCUGGGGACAGGACGACGACGCUGGGGACCCAGAGAGGACCGCCAACAACUCCUCUGUGGUGAAGGGGAAUGAAAACGGGAACUGCUACACCCAUGUCUCGUCCACGGCUAACACCAAGGCCAGCCCGGAAUCUGGCUCCUUGUGGAUCGAGGAGGGCUGGAACGGCCACAACCCCAUGCGUUUCUGCAGCCCUGUCUCUGGGAUGUCAGGGAUGUCUGCUGGCUCCAUACUGUCAGCCACGUCUGAGUCAGCAUUGUCUACCCUGUCAGGCUACUCCACCGGGAGAGACAGCCAACGCUCUGGACUGUCCCCCAGCAUGUUCAGCGCAGCAGAUUUCCUGGUCAAUCCCCUGGAACCACAGAAUGCUGACAAAAUACGCAUCAAGAUAGCAGACCUGGGAAAUGCCUGUUGGGUGCACAAACACUUCACAGAAGACAUCCAGACACGCCAGUACCGUGCCCUGGAGGUGUUGAUAGGGGCAGAAUACGGCACUCCAGCAGACAUCUGGAGCGUAGCCUGCAUGGCGUUUGAGUUGGCUACAGGGGACUACCUGUUCGAGCCCCACUCAGGAGAGGACUACACUAGAGAUGAAGAUCACAUUGCACACAUCAUUGAGUUAAUGGGAGCCAUUCCGCCCCCUUUUGCUCUGUCUGGGAGAUAUUCACGAGAAUACUUUGACAGGCGAGGUGAGCUGAGGCACAUAGCCAACCUGAAGCCAUGGGGUCUGUUUGAGGUGCUGUUGGAGAAGUAUGAGUGGCCACUGGAGCAGGCGGCCCAGUUCAGUGACUUCCUCCUAACCAUGCUGGACGUCACACCAGAGAAGAGAGCCACUGCCGCUCAGUGUUUGCAGCACCCCUGGCUCAACUUGUAGACUACUGUCCACCACCACAACACAACUACCAUGCGUCUAACCUUUACUGUAUACCACUGAGUCCAUACUGUACCACUAAGUCAGUGUGGUUAUUCUCAGCCUAGGAGAUCUUUUCUAAAUGAAACGUUGAGUAUUUAUCUAAAGUUAAUAUAAACUUACGUUACCAUUACUCUGAGCACAUAAGUAGCAGUAACCUAAAUCUACAGAUUCUUUGUAUUAAAGCAGCAUUACAGGUUCUAUAAAUGGUUGGGAUGAAUAUGAUAUCUGUAGUUUGUUUUAAAAUGGAUGAUCUACUUCUCAUUGUGCUGAGUCACAUUUGUUAAAAUAGUGCCUUGAUAUGCCAGGUGUACAAAAAAAAGUCUACAAAAAAAUCCUUCACUUUUUUUUUUUUAUACAUGUCGCCAAACUGUGGAAUGCUUAUUGUGAACAUAAAAUGUUUAAACAUGACUGAAAGAAA
This is a messenger RNA of Salmo salar (Atlantic salmon), 2833 nucleotides long. RefSeq names its product SRSF protein kinase 3 (gene srpk3). Gene Ontology annotation, cellular component: cytoplasm; nucleus. The record is from RefSeq and is marked provisional. Gene Ontology annotation, biological process: regulation of mRNA processing; peptidyl-serine phosphorylation; spliceosomal complex assembly. Gene Ontology annotation, molecular function: ATP binding; protein serine/threonine kinase activity. Lineage: Eukaryota; Metazoa; Chordata; Actinopteri; Salmoniformes; Salmonidae.